AUGUCAAAUGUCACAGCUAAGUCAAUACAGAACAUCACCUUCAACCAAACAAACACAUGUUUCGCGGUUGCCAUGGAGACAGGCUACAGAGUUUACAACUUAGAGCCGCUAGCAGAGCUGACUCAGGGUUCAUUUGAAGAUUUUGGGUCAGUGCGGAUUGUUGAAAUGUUGCACCGCAGUAACUUUAUAGCACUAGUUGGUGGUGGUUAUCAGAGUAAAUUCAGCGCUAAAAUGGUCCGGAUAUGGGACGAUAGGGAAAAGACAUUUAUUUUAGAGUUCUCGUUUGAUUCACUGAUUAGAGCUGUGAAGAUGAGACGAGAUAAGCUGAUAGUUGUGCUGACCAACAAGAUUUAUGUAUUCAGUUUUCCUGACGACCCCAAACACUUGCAAACAAUAGAGACACGCAGCAAUGCGCGCGGGCUGUGCCAACUUUGUCCUAGUCUCAGUAACUCUCUGAUGAUAUUCCCUGGCACGCGCGCUGGCAGUCUACAGCUAUUUGACGUGUCCACUGCGGGGGCUGCAGUUGGUGCUACUUCUACUCCUCCUACUAUAAACGCUCACAGAACAGACUUACAAUGUAUUGCAAUCAAUCACAGCGGAGGACUGGCAGCAACUGCAAGUGGUAAAGGGACACUGAUACGCGUGUUCGAUCUGAAAACCAGGCUACUUGUCAUUGAGUUGAGGCGCGGAACUGAUACCGCUACUGUUCAGAGCAUUACUUUUAACGAGGACAGUUCUUAUCUCUGCGCUAGCAGUGAUAAGGGCACAGUUCACAUUUUUGCUAUCAAGAAUCCCGAGUUGAACAAGAGGUUAACUGUUGCGAAUGUUGGGUAUCUGGGGCGCUACGCUGGUUCCCAGUGGGGUAUGACUUCCUUUGCGCUGCGUUCUGAGUGCCCGUGUAUCUGCGUGUUUGCGCCACCUGGCUGUACGCCAGGCACUGCUGUGAGAAAUGCGGUGAUAGCGCUUUGUUUUGAUGGCACAUAUCACAAGUAUGUGUUCACGGCUGAUGGAAACUGUAAUCGUGAGUCGUACAAUGUCUUUCUAGACGUGACACAGGAUUUGGAGAUUUGAAUGGAGAGUUGUUUAAUUCAUUAAAAUAUCUUCAUUCUUUAAAUUUGCUAAGAAAUACUAAGUAUUUGUUGUUCUUACUAAUUUCAAAUGUUCUUUCAUGAUUUAAUUUUCCGAUUGUACAUUUUGUCAAUAAUGUUUGCAUCCAUGCGAUAGUUUCAGUUCUGCAUUGAUGAUAGUGCCAAGGUUUGUUUCCAAAACUAUAGUUAAUGAUUUUGUUAUGAUUUGUUUUGUUAACGAUUUUUUAUAUAUUGACUCAAAGAUGAAAGAUUUUGUUAUCUUGAUUCUCCAGAAUUUAAA
Molecule: messenger RNA, 1368 nt
Organism: Bolinopsis microptera
Lineage: Eukaryota; Metazoa; Ctenophora; Tentaculata; Lobata; Bolinopsidae
Product: WD repeat domain phosphoinositide-interacting protein 4-like
Exons: 1
Coding region: 1-1071 (356 amino acids)
Biological process (GO): protein localization to phagophore assembly site; autophagy of mitochondrion; nucleophagy
Cellular component (GO): cytosol; extrinsic component of membrane; phagophore assembly site membrane
Molecular function (GO): phosphatidylinositol-3-phosphate binding; protein binding; phosphatidylinositol-3,5-bisphosphate binding
Source: RefSeq, a predicted model, not a curated record